CAGCAGUAACGUGUUCCUGUCAUGGCAGCCACAUGCAGCAGGGCGGAGGUGCCUUAUAGAUUCCGAGUCUGGUGACAUGCUUUGACUGAUGCCUUUCAAGAGACCUGCCGUUGGUCUUGCUUUCUGUUUGUUCUACGUGGCUUCUUAUUUCACCAACAAGUAUGUCCUAUCUGUCCUGAAAUUCACCUACCCAACACUUUUUCAAGGGUGGCAGACGCUUGUUGGUGGAUUUCUCUUACAUGUUUCCUGGAAAAUCGGCUGGGUUGAGAUCAGCAGCAGUUCAAGGUCUGAAGUAUUGUCAUGGCUUCCAGCUUCUGCAGUUUUUGUGGGUAUUAUUUAUUCAGGUUCCAGGGCAUUAUCCAGAUUGCCAAUUCCUAUCUUUCUUACCUUACACAAUGCUGCAGAUGUUCCAUUUUAUGGAGUGGAAGCAUCAGUGCAGAAAGAGACUUCCGCCCUAAAACUCUGCAGAGUGCUAAUUCUUCUGGUGGCAGCAGUGGGGCUUCCUUUCUAUGACCCACAGUUUGAUACAGAUGGCUAUUUUUGGGCCCUCAUACACUUACUAUGUGUUGGGGCUUACAAAGUAUUUCACAAGUUGUGGAAACCAAAUUCUCUAAGUAUCUCUGAACAACAGUACAUAAACUAUGCAUUCAGCGUGGUGAUGUUGGCUUUUGCAUCCCACCCAACAGGUGAUCUCUUCAGUGCCUUGGAAUUUCCACUCCUAUACUUCUACAUCUUUCACAGCAGUUGCCUUGCCAGUGGACUUCUGGGAUUUCUUCUGACUUUACAUACUAUGAAACUUAAAAGCAACAGCUCCUCAGGACAGUAUAUAGCUUGGAAUUUCUUAGCAAAGGUUAUCACAGCUGGUCUGUCUCCAUUCUUCUUUGAGAUUGCAGUGAAUGUACCAACUGCCUGCUGUCUUUUGCUUGGUGGAUUUGCUGAAGUCUUGCUUCUUUACAUUGAAAAGACUGGCACGUGAACACUGGCAAGUGAGGAAGAUGACUCCCAUUGAAAAGUCUGAGAAUAAGCGAUCAUGAAGACACGUAGGCAAACAGCGAGUUACAAGUGCUGUCCCAUGGUGGCUUUCUCAGAAAGAAGUCCCCUUCACACUGAAACCUAGGCAACGGCUAUAGGGUAGAGUAGGAUUCAUUCUACCUGUGUCUGUUUUCUGAGCCAUAGCUUCUAUUAAUAGCAACGCAGAAAGAUGGGAUUUGAUUCUUUUUUGUGCCAUUAUGUUCAAGUGAAGGAUCAUCACUAAACCGGGACUUCUCUGGUACUAGCCAAACAUUCCCUACUUCUUCUCUCCUCAGGGCCAAUCUUAUAGCUGUAGAACUCUAUUCAGAUUACAAUUGUUUCUUUUACUGCAGAAUGGAAUAAAUUACCCAAUUCCCCUUCAUGAAGCGCUACAAUACAGUAUUCUGAUUUCUGAUGUUUUGCAGACGUACGUGCGGUCCUCAUCAGCCUGGGGUGCACAUUAUCUAGGUAAUAUACUGUACUUUCCGCUUCCCUAUCCUCCUCUGUCACCCCCUGGGAAGAUGUCAGCAGCACAAGUGUGUUGGAAGAGUGGAUCCAUUGGCGAGCAUCAGUACCAAACAAUCCUGGGGGGCCAGUGGUGCAGAUCCAAUGACCUCUCGUUAUGAUCUGACCCUCACAUGCAGUAGUGCUAUGUUCUGUGACACUGAAGCAGUGUGGAAUGCGGCUAAGGCAGUGUUUUUUAAACUUGGCAACUUUAAGAUGUGUGGACUUCAACUUCCAGAAUUCCCUAGCCAGUAUG
Messenger RNA from Candoia aspera, 1771 nucleotides. RefSeq names its product transmembrane protein 241 (gene SLC35D4). Gene Ontology annotation, cellular component: Golgi apparatus. The record is from RefSeq and is a predicted model, not a curated record. Gene Ontology annotation, molecular function: GDP-fucose transmembrane transporter activity; antiporter activity. The transcript has 15 exons. The coding region runs from base 89 to 976 and encodes 295 amino acids. NCBI's taxonomy places the organism in Eukaryota, Metazoa, Chordata, Lepidosauria, Squamata, Candoiidae.